This is a messenger RNA of Ixodes scapularis (black-legged tick), 543 nucleotides long. RefSeq lists its product as uncharacterized. The transcript is spliced from 6 exons. The coding region runs from base 1 to 543 and encodes 180 amino acids. NCBI's taxonomy places the organism in Eukaryota, Metazoa, Arthropoda, Arachnida, Ixodida, Ixodidae. The record is from RefSeq and is a predicted model, not a curated record.
AUGCUUUUGGCAAUUGUCGUGGGUGUCCUGGUGCUCUGGCAAGGCUUCGCAGUGCCCGAGCCAGUUGUCACGUAUCCGCCCGGAGACAUCAGGAACAACCGGUCAGAGUGGAUCCUGAAAUUUUUGAUGGAUGCGUCAAACUACCCCAGGCGAAACCGGUCAGAUCCAUCGACCAGAGUUCACCAGCAUCCGGAGUGCCCGUUAGUCACAAGGCAUACAUUCGUUCCAAACGACAAGAAUAAACCCUGGUCGACGAUUCUCUCCCAGUUCUGCCAGAGGAAACCACCGGAAAUCCCUCAACCAGUAAUGGGGACGUUCGGACUAAGGCCACGCAGGUGCACUGUCUGCUGCGUGACCAGGAACGGAACCAAUACUCACUACACAGUGAAACAUAUUUGGCCGGGAGCACCAUGUUCUGAACGAAUGAGGUGCGAUGCAAGUGGAAAGUGCAAGAAUGCGGAUCUGAAUAACUUGCCGGAUAAACUUCCCGAGCCGUUUUGGAGUAUGGUUGAAAUGACAUGGGAGAAUCGGUGGACAGGAUAA